AUGACAGAUGACCCCGUUCGCCAGCCUGACGGUCCGCUCGAGCAUCAGGCGACUGCGAAACGACAAAAAGUCAGAUCAGACUCUCAGCUGUUUCCGGACCAGGCCCGACCGCCUCUAUCUCAUCAUCAUCAAAUGCAAAAUCUGAUGAACCGGUCCCAGUCUUACCAGCUACAGGACUCGGUUGGCUGGUCAUCUGAACAGCAAUUUCAACCGAACCCAAGUCACAUGGGACAUCCGAACCCGAAUCAGAACCGAGAAUACAUGUUCGACCUGUUCCCACCGAAUGUACAAGGAGCUGCUUUCCUGCAGCAACCGCAGGCGCAACCUCAUCUCCAACAAUCAAUGAUUCCGACCACUCAGCCUCCCUACGCUCCUUCUCCUCGACAACACCCUCCUCUCUCUCAUCCUCCGGAUCGAUCUUUACCCUCCUUGAGCUUUGGGCAAAAUCGCAAUUACAACUACGAUCCUCGGCCGGUUCAGUAUCAUCAGCUGCCGAGAUGUCAUUGUGGACAUCAAUGUCCUCCCGUUCCUAUCCCGGUCCUUCAACUCGACCAGCAGGGCUACUAUGGAUCUCCGCAACAUCCGCAGCAACGGCACCAACCGAUCUUCUACCCUCAACCUACGGCGCCUGGCGCUCGGCAUAAUCCCCAAGACCGUCACGAUGGCCUCGCUCGACCAGGGUCUCAUCCUCCGCCUCCCGCCUCUGUCACCCGCCAGAACACCCCAAACGACGCGUUGUUUAGGCUUCCUCCACCUCCGGUACUCAAUCAGGAAGUUCGCGAUGGACCCGAUGUUCGUGAUCACAGUAACACUCAGACCCGGACGGACGCCAAGGUCCCAACCCAGACCGAUGUUCAGACCCAGCCUUUGACGCAGCCCGCGCAAUACAAUGUGGGAUCCGAGAAGGAGCAGAAUUCCGAGGACGGUAGACAACUCCGCAAGAAGAUAGGUUCGAACGAGAAAGGACAGGCGGUGGAGUCAGUUACUAAGAGGUCGAGUUCCGCUGCGGCGGCGUUGGCAACUGGAACCCUUGACAGCUCUAAAGUCCAGACGAAUGCUAAAAAGCCAAGAUCGGGAAAGACGAGAAGAGUGUCAGAGGGGAAGAACGAGAAGAGGUCGACCGGUUUACCGGAGCAGGACAACCCGGGUAUGGAUGCCAUGCCAUCUGGUCCGGCUUCGUUACCGGGUCCAGCUCUGGGGACAACGGCGCGGCAAGACGUGGUUAACACGAACGAACUUGAAAAAGACCCUAAGAAUCUCGCUCCUAGUCUCGCAUAA
Messenger RNA from Filobasidium floriforme, 1278 nucleotides. RefSeq lists its product as uncharacterized. NCBI's taxonomy places the organism in Eukaryota, Fungi, Basidiomycota, Tremellomycetes, Filobasidiales, Filobasidiaceae. The transcript has 4 exons. The coding region runs from base 1 to 1278 and encodes 425 amino acids. The record is from RefSeq and is a predicted model, not a curated record.